UAGCGGCCGACCGCCACACCCAACCAUCGCGGCCCCUGCCCCUUCCCCGUUCGUCCCCUUCCCCUGGCCGCCGCCGCCCCCAAUCCCACCUCCUCGCGCUCGCCCCCCUCCCUUUGACCCCACCCGCUCCCGAGAAGCUUCGUCGCCUUGACUCUCUAUUUAUCCCCCGAUCGCCAAGAACAACUCCACUCCGCUCCCCCAUUUUUUUCUCACCUCCCGUGGCAGCAGCCGGCCAACACCCGCACCGCAGUCCACAGCAAGAACCAAGCCACAGCGAAGAAAAGAUCCAAUGGUGAUGGCGCCGGCGGCGGCGCAGCAGCAGCGGCGCCGCGACGCGGAGGCGGAGCUGAACCUGCCCCCGGGCUUCCGGUUCCACCCGACGGACGAGGAGCUGGUGGCGCACUACCUCUGCGCGCGCGCCGCGGGUCGCCGCCCCCCGGUGUCCAUCAUCGCCGAGGUCGACCUCUACCGCUUCGACCCCUGGGACCUGCCCGAGCGCGCCCUCUUCGGCCGCCGCGAGUGGUACUUCUUCACGCCGCGGGACCGCAAGUACCCCAAUGGCUCCCGCCCCAACCGCGCCGCCGGGUCGGGGUACUGGAAGGCCACGGGAGCGGACAAGCCCGUGGAGCACGGUGGCAGGACGGUCGGCGUCAAGAAGGCGCUCGUGUUCUACCACGGCAAGCCGCCGCGCGGGGUCAAGACGGAGUGGAUCAUGCACGAGUACCGCCUCGCCGACGCCGGCGCCCGCGCCCGCGCCAGGAAGCCCGGCACCGGCACGCUCAGGUUGGAUGACUGGGUGCUCUGCCGGCUGUACAACAAGAAGAACGAGUGGGAGAAGACGCAGCAGCAGCAGGAGAAGAAGCAGAAUCAGAAGCAAAUGGAGUCGGAGGCCUCGCUCUCGCACUCCCACUCAGACACGCGGACGCCGGAGUCGGAGAUCGACGACGACCCGUUCCCGGAGCUGGCCUCGCUGCCGGCACUCGACGACAUGAUGGGCCCAGCAGCAGCAGCGCCUGCCGGCGCCAUCUUGCCCAAGGAGGAGGUGGAAGACUUGGGCGGCCUCGGCGGCGACGACUGGCUCGCGGGCAUCAACCUCGACGACCUGCAGAUCCCGGGCGAGGCCGACUUUUAUGGCUCCAUGCUCGUGUCGCCGAUGGCCGCCAAGAUGGAGCAGGACGCCGCCGGCUUCCCGUUCUUCUGAGACCUUCUGCGCAACGCAAACUGUGUAUAGUUCAGAUUUCUUCAGGAUUCGGAGAAAAAAACAGUUCUGCUGAUAUCUGGUUGUAGUGGUUUAGUGCACAAGCAGCAGUAUGCCGGUCAGUUAAGAUUGAAGUCCAUUGUAGUUCAUCACCACUUGAGCUGUGACUGUGAUAAGUGACAGCAUUCUUUCAUUUCUGGUCUGCUAAUUCUUCAAUGGUCAGAAUAUAGUUUGUGGCCUUCCCAGAGUGGUCACACCACUGUGGAGCCUUGAGAUGGAGUAAAUUUUUUCUUCAAGGUUU
Messenger RNA from Zea mays, 1499 nucleotides. RefSeq lists its product as uncharacterized. The record is from RefSeq and is marked provisional. Gene Ontology annotation, biological process: regulation of DNA-templated transcription. Lineage: Eukaryota; Viridiplantae; Streptophyta; Magnoliopsida; Poales; Poaceae. Gene Ontology annotation, molecular function: DNA binding.